This is a messenger RNA of Abrus precatorius (Indian licorice), 1112 nucleotides long. Its product is annotated as chloroplastic group IIB intron splicing facilitator CRS2-B, chloroplastic-like. Gene Ontology annotation, molecular function: peptidyl-tRNA hydrolase activity. The transcript has 9 exons. NCBI's taxonomy places the organism in Eukaryota, Viridiplantae, Streptophyta, Magnoliopsida, Fabales, Fabaceae. The record is from RefSeq and is a predicted model, not a curated record. The coding region runs from base 64 to 807 and encodes 247 amino acids.
GAAAAAAUUCCCCAAGUUGAGCUCUGCGAUUUCUACUAUCUAUCUUUCUAUCUGGUUAGAUCAAUGUUGCAUGCUGCAUCUGCUUCAAGCUUUUGUUUAACCCCCACCAGUAACCUUCGUUAUCCUCGCUAUUUGAAAAAGCCUUCGGUUAGAACAAGUUUUUCUGUUUGUUGUUCGGUAUCAGAGACAAAGAAUGGUGCUAAAGUGGAAUAUACUCCUUGGCUCAUUGUUGGCUUGGGCAACCCCGGAAACAAAUAUCAUGGCACUAGGCACAAUGUUGGAUUUGAAAUAAUUGAUAGUCUCUCUCAAGCAGAAGGGAUUCCCAUGAAUGCAAUACAGUCUAAAGCCUUGAUUGGAAUAGGUUCUAUUGGAGAAGUACCAGUUUUGUUGGCAAAGCCCCAAACAUACAUGAGUUUUUGUGGGGAAUCGGUGGGGCCUCUUGCUGCAUAUUAUCGAGUACCCUUGCGUCAUAUUCUACCAGUUUACGAUGAAACAAGCCUUCCAAAUGGUGUUUUAAGGCUUCAACCUAAAGGCGGACAUGGGCAUCACAAUGGAUUGAAAAACGUGAUGGACCAUUUGGAUAGUUCCCGUGAUUUUCCUCGACUUGCAAUUGGAAUUGGAAAUCCUCCUGGAACUAUGGAUUUAAAAGCUUAUCUUUUACAAAAGUUCAGUUCAGUGGAACGAAAGCAGAUUGAUGCUUCAUUGGAGCAAGGAGUUGCUGCCGUAAGGACCCUAGUGCUGAAUGGGUUUGACCAUCAAGUCAGUAGAUUCAAUUUAGGGCAAAAAUACAAGUACCAUAAAGUUUAAUAUAUGACUUAAAUGAACAGCCAGUUUUGGCAUAGAUGAAAUCCAAUGGUUUAUAUUGCUGUGAAUGCUAGCAAUUUUACCUCAACAAACUUGUCAUGACCAAUGCAUUGUUGUAAAGCACACUAGUGGUGGUCAUAUUCUGGCUCUGACAGAUGGCUGCUUCAUGGUGAGAAAAAUAUGUUGUGGUUUGAAUCAGUCCACAACAAAAGGUAGCGAGUGUAGAAGCAACCUUUGCCCUUGGGCACCUCUGCUAAUUUGCAAAGCUAAAUAAUAAUGGAUGAACAAGAGAGGCCCCAAACAAACAU